Molecule: messenger RNA, 243 nt
Organism: Aspergillus pseudoviridinutans
Lineage: Eukaryota; Fungi; Ascomycota; Eurotiomycetes; Eurotiales; Aspergillaceae
Exons: 2
Coding region: 1-243 (80 amino acids)
Source: RefSeq, a predicted model, not a curated record
AUGCAAGACAAAGGCGGCGAUACUGGUGUGCAGCAGGUGGGCCACGGGGAGGUUCGCAGUUGUCGUACACCAGGCUGGGAGAAGGAAAUCGGCGGCGUCGACGACCGAGGGUUCGAGGCAGGGCUUGAAGUAGAGGUCCUCGGCGAUGGUGAACGUCAGGUAAGACGAGGUGGUGAGGAGGGAAAGAACGCGGAUGAAGACGAGGGAUAUCAUUUCACUCAACUUUGCCAGAUUAUUGACUAG